Striga hermonthica is the source of this 1473-nucleotide messenger RNA. NCBI's taxonomy places the organism in Eukaryota, Viridiplantae, Streptophyta, Magnoliopsida, Lamiales, Orobanchaceae. The record is from the annotation of a GenBank genome assembly.
AUGGCAGCCUCAAAUCUCCUCCCUCAUCAAUCCUCUUCAGCCUUUUCCUCAAAAUCCCUUGUUAGUUUCUCUCCAAAUCCCGUCUGCGCAAACCGCAUUCUACCAUUCAAGCUCAAAUCCAUAUCCCGAAACUUAACUACUUCUAUGCGGGCUGCCUGUUUGCCAAAAGCCGUUGUAUCCCCAUCAGAACCCAAUACCCAGAAAUUCGAGCAUUGUUUCAGGAAAUCCGAUGAUGGAUUCUUGUACUGCGAGGGGGUUAAGGUUGAAGAAAUCAUGGAGGUGGUCGACAGAAGGCCAUUCUAUUUGUACAGCAAGCCCCAGAUUACGAGGAAUGUCGAGGCGUAUAAAGAGGCGCUGGAGGGUUUGAGCUCGAUUAUAGGUUACGCGAUUAAGGCGAAUAAUAAUCUCAAGAUUUUGGAGCAUUUGCAGAGGUUGGGGUGUGGGGCUGUUUUGGUCAGUGGGAAUGAGCUUAAGUUGGCUCUGCGUGCUGGUUUUGAUCCAACAAGGUGUGUCUUUAAUGGAAAUGGGAAAAUUGUGGAGGAUUUGGUGUUGGCUGCCCAAGAAGGUGUGUUUGUGAACAUUGACAGUGAGUUUGACUUGGAAAACAUUGUCCAUGCCGCAAGAAUUGCUGGAAAGAAGGUCAAUGUGUUGCUACGUAUUAAUCCUGAUGUUGAUCCUCAGGUCCAUCCAUAUGUUGCCACCGGAAAUAAGAAUUCAAAGUUCGGUAUUAGAAACGAGAAGCUUCAGUGGUUUUUAGAUGCUGUGAAAGCACACCCUAAGGAAUUGGAACUCGUUGGUGCCCACUGUCAUCUUGGUUCUACCAUCACUAAGGUAGACAUUUUCAGAGAUGCUGCUGUUUUAAUGGUGAAUUACAUUGACGAGAUUCGUUCGCAAGGUUUUGAAAUAAGUUAUUUGAAUAUUGGAGGCGGUCUGGGGAUUGAUUAUUAUCAUACAGGAGCUGUCCUUCCUACUCCUAGAGACCUUAUAGACACUGUCCGCGAAUUGGUCCUUUCACGAAAUCUCAAUCUCAUAAUCGAACCUGGAAGAUCACUCAUUGCCAACACAUGCUGCUUUGUCAACCAUGUCACUGGAGUAAAAACUAACGGGACAAAAAAUUUCAUUGUGGUUGAUGGCAGCAUGGCAGAGCUUAUUCGUCCAAGUUUAUACGGAGCUUACCAGCAUAUUGAGCUGGUUUCGCCUACACCACCGGAUGCUGAGAUAUCCACUUUUGAUGUGGUGGGUCCCGUCUGUGAAUCUGCCGAUUUCUUGGGUAAAGACAGGGAACUACCUGCACCACCUAAGGGUGCUGGAUUGGUGGUGCAUGAUGCUGGUGCUUACUGCAUGAGCAUGGCUUCGACUUACAAUCUCAAGAUGCGUCCACCUGAGUACUGGGUUGAAGAUGACGGGACCAUAUCCAAAAUCCGACAGGGGGAAACAUUUGAAGACCAUUUGAGGUUUUUUGAGGGUCUUUGA